AUGGAAUUGGACUAUCGUCGUCUAACUGAUCUUAAGAAUCCAUAUGAUAUUGCUAAAUUAAAGAAACGUACUUCUGAAGAACGUGUCUACAUGUUUCUUGCUGGUCCAGAUCACAAUCUUGACCGAGUGUGUAGUUGCGUGUUGGCUAUUGUACCUCUUCCCGAUCUUAUUGAGGCUUAA
Messenger RNA from Prunus armeniaca (apricot), 180 nucleotides. The record is from the annotation of a GenBank genome assembly. NCBI's taxonomy places the organism in Eukaryota, Viridiplantae, Streptophyta, Magnoliopsida, Rosales, Rosaceae.